AUGGAUUUCCUCGAGGCUUGGAAAUUAGAUAGGAGCCACCUCGAUCCUUCCCCUGUCCACCUCCACUCUCCUACAGACCAAGCAGACAGCCAGCCUAGUCCGAGCUACUCGCACAGCCUGAUCCCCUUUCCUGUCACCCAACCCAAGCACAAGAAGAAGAACACGCUGAGCAACGCUUUCCACCGCAUAGAUGCCCUCCACGAAUACCAGCCCAUCCCCGCCGCCGUCAUCGGCAGAGGCACCACCACCAGCAAAGCGCUCUUCCUCACUGACUGGCGGGUGGCAUUCAACGAUGUCAAGUAUGCCAAGGUGGUGCGGCGGAUUGGCAAUCUGCAGGCGUUGCGAGCGCGCGAUGCGGAUGCGGAUACAGCAAAACAGGACGAGGAGGAGGAUGGUGGUGUUGGCGUUGCUGGCGGUGGCUGGUCGUUCAAACAGCCAAAGAAACAUAGAGGUGUAGCUGUUCCACUCGCCCAUUGGGAUCACCUCCUCGAUCAGGUGGGUUGGUUGCAGGCAGAUUUCAAAGCGGAACGCAGGUGGAAACUCUCAGUCGCCUUCUUGCUCGCUAGCAAAGUCGCUGAAUGGCAUAGCGCUGGGCAUGAUGGCAAGAAGGCUCUCUGUGUUAAUGCUUCAAUUCCCCAGAAGAGUCUGCUUAAAAGACGCGAGCAAGAUGAGCAUGAGCGAGAGGAACAAGAGCAGCAAACAAAAAUGCUUCCCAUCGACUCAGAAAUGGAGGUGAAUGACGCCAUCAAUGAGCAUGUGGGGGGUGUGACAGGUGAGAAAGACGAGGAGAAUGAAACAGGUAGGGGAAUGGUCGAUGACAAUAUGGCUGGGAGAAUAUUACGCCAGCAGGAGGAGGAACAGGUGCAAGAGCAAGAGCAGGAUGCUACCGCACUCAAAAACUCACACACUCACACCGACUUGCCUAUGGAUAUAGACGAGCUCACUAGACCGCCUACGCUCGAGCAAGAUAUCAGGGAGGAGGAAGAGGGAGGAGAUACAGGGAGCUCGGCGCAAUCUGGGCAUUCAAUGUACUCGGGACAAUCGCAAUCGACACACACCAGCACCACCACCAACACUCACACCACCACACCACACAAAGAUAUAAUAGAAGCCCGCAAACCGUUGUUGGAGGGAGAAAUGAGGGUGAUGGCGGACAUGAGCGAAAUGAGUGGUGGGGAGGUUAGUGACUUGAGUGAGUUAUUCCCCGACCUCCCACCCUAUACUGUCACUGCCAGCGCAACCGCGCCACAGAGUAUGCGCGCGCCCGUACACACUGCCAAGGUGGAGCGAGGAGUGGGAGCAGCGACAGCAACAGCCUUAGGUGGAAAUGGAAAUGAAAAUGGUCGGGUAGACACAAGCAGUGCACAAGCAGGCCGAGUCGCACAUGUUAGUCGACUGAUGCAGUACAAAACUAUGCUCGUGUCUUCCCUCGAGCCUGGAAAACAUCGUGCGCGGUCGGCAUGGGAUGUGGAUACAUUUGAUAACUACACACAUACCCUCGAUGGUGUCAUGGAGGGGGGAAAUGUAGGUGCAAGUGCAGGUACAGGCGCUAGUGACCUUUUUCACGGGAAAAAGACCAAGAGCGGGAGUGCAAAUACUUGCUGGGAAAAUAGACCAGAGGGAUCCCCCGCGAUUGGUCUACAGUGGAGCGAGGAAGAAGACAAUCUACUACACACCCUCACUCAACAGUACACAGGGAAUUGGUUACUCGUUGCUGAUAUCUUUAAUGGCUCUCAUCAGGCUUUUUCUCAUAGACCGGCUGAUCGACGCGAGCCAGUGGAUUGCUUCGAGAGGUGGAAAAGCGGCGAGGGGAGGGAGAAAGAGAGGGAUAAGGAGAGGGAAAGGGAAAAAGAGAAAGAGCGAGAGAGAGAGAAGGAGAGAGAGAAAGACAAAGAUAAAGACGUCAAAGAAACGACAAAAAAGACAAAAGACACCAAGAAAAAGCAGUUGCCUAGCGACCAAUCGCGACGCGCCCAACGACGUAGCCAUCUAGUAACGCUAAUAGGCAAAUCGGUCAAGAAGCGUGAGAAGGAAAUGAGCAAGCGAGAAGGUCAAGCGAAGCGUGUUAGUUUGUUCGCGCAUGAGACACAUGCAACGGAUGUUACUCGUUUACAGCUAGAUCCAGUGGUGAUGUCUACGCUCAAGUUGGAGCGGGAUAGACAGGUACAGGCGGAGUUGGUGCGUAGACAGCAAGCAGCGGCGUAUAGACAGGCGCAGGCAUUUUUAAUGAAAGGGGGAAAUCCGAGGAUGUUGCCGCCGAAUCACCCAGUCGCAAUUGCUGCUGCGGCUGUAGCCAGAGGAGGGGGAGUAGGAGAAGGUGGGCAAGCAGGGCAAGCAGGUCAAGCAGGUCAAGCAGGUCAAGUGCAUCAAGUACCACAAACAGCACAAUCAACACAGCCAUUCAACUCCCCACAACUCCAGCAAGCAGCACUUAUGGGGGCUAACAACGCCAAUCUGCCACCACAGCUGCAGCAGCAGGUAAGGGCUAUGGGUAAUGGAGGAGGAGGGCAAUAA
Messenger RNA from Wallemia ichthyophaga EXF-994, 2514 nucleotides. RefSeq names its product Chromatin modification-related protein EAF1. The transcript has 2 exons. Bases 1 to 2514 code for a protein of 837 amino acids. Lineage: Eukaryota; Fungi; Basidiomycota; Wallemiomycetes; Wallemiales; Wallemiaceae. The record is from RefSeq and is a predicted model, not a curated record.